This is a messenger RNA of Anthonomus grandis grandis, 1743 nucleotides long. It is a transcript of the gene TfIIFalpha, whose product is annotated as general transcription factor IIF subunit 1. Bases 118 to 1689 code for a protein of 523 amino acids. Gene Ontology annotation, molecular function: TFIIF-class transcription factor complex binding; RNA polymerase II general transcription initiation factor activity; DNA binding. NCBI's taxonomy places the organism in Eukaryota, Metazoa, Arthropoda, Insecta, Coleoptera, Curculionidae. The transcript is spliced from 10 exons. Gene Ontology annotation, cellular component: transcription factor TFIIF complex; nucleus. The record is from RefSeq and is a predicted model, not a curated record. Gene Ontology annotation, biological process: transcription initiation at RNA polymerase II promoter; positive regulation of transcription elongation by RNA polymerase II.
UUGUCAAAUCUGUCAACUGCAAAAAGGCAGUUUGUUUUGGUUUGUGUGGCAAAGUAUUAUAGAGGAGUUUUCAUAAAAAAAAAAUUAAAUAAAAUCUCCAAAUUACUGCCAUAAAAAAUGGCGUCAGCUUCUGCAGGCUCGUCUUCAAGCAACAACGUUUCCGUCCAAGAAUUUUCCAUUCGCGUGCCAAAAAACAGCCAGAGAAGCUACCAUGUGAUGCGUUUUAAUGGAAACUUAGGGGUAGACUUUGGAAAAUGGACUCAGGUGAAAAUGGAAAGGGAAAACAACAUGAGGGAGUUCAAGGGUAUCGAGGAAGAUCAGCCCAAAUUUGGUGCAGGCUCAGAAUUUGGAAGAGAAGCAAAAGAAGAGGCUAGACGUAAAAAACUGGGCAUAAUUGCCAAAAAGUAUAGGCCAGAUGAUCAGCCGUGGAUUUUAAAAUGCUAUGGCAGCACAGUCAAAAAGUUUAAAGGUAUAAGAGAGGGGGGCAUCUCAGAAAACACCGCUUAUUAUGUAUUCACUCAUGCAGAAGAUGGGGCAAUUGAGGCAUUUCCUUUGCACGAAUGGUAUAAAUUCCAGUCAAUUCAAAGAUAUAAGGCACUUAGUGCUGAAGAGGCCGAGAUGGAGUUUAAUAAGAGAAAUAAGCAUUUGAAUUAUUUUUCUCUCAUGUUAAGGAAGAGACUGAAAGGUGAGGAUGAUGCUGAACUGGACGACGAAGGUGAAAAAGGAAAGAAAACUAGCAAAAAGAAGGACAAGGAGUUGAAAAUAUCUGAUAUGGAUGAAUGGAUGGACAGCUCGGAAGCUGAUUCGGACUCUGAGAGAGAAGAGAAGAAAGAGGAAGAGGAGGAGGAGGGAGGCGGCAAGGACAAGAAGAAGAAGAAAAAAGGAAAAAACCCUUUGAAGCCCAAAAAGAAGAGGGAUACAGACUUGGAGGCUGUAGAGGAUUCUGAUGAUGGCGACGAAGAGGGGAGAGAAGUGGAUUAUAUUAGUGACAGUAGUGAGAGCGAGCCAGAAAAUACAAAUCUCGAUGGAGUGGCUGAAGAAAAAGGUCUUAAGAAACUGCUGAACUCAGAUGAAGAGGAAUCCGAGGACUCUGAUAAGGAGGAUAAGGACAAAAAUGAGGAAGAAGAAAAAGAGGAGGAUGGGGAAAAGAAGCCUGAAGAAGAAAAGGAUAAAAAGAAGAAAAAAAAGAAGGACACUAAGACAAAAGACAAGAAGAAGAAGGAAAACGAUCCGGACGACGAUUUCAGCUCGGACAGUUCCACGGACGAGGAGGCGUCCGCUGCGGCGAAGAAAAAGACAAAAGGCGACAAAAAAGAGAAAGAGAAACCCGUCGAGGUUAAACCUCAGGAGCCCACAAGUGCGAACAGUAGUAGAGCCGGUACGCCCACCCAGGACGCCAAGAGGAAACUGAUCAACGAAGUUAUGGCCGGACCUAGUAAGAAACCGAAAUUGGAUUUGCCCAACUUUAUUCCUGGUCAAGCCGAGUCUGGUAUAACGGAAGAUUCGGUCCGGAAGUAUUUGAUGCGCAAACCGAUGACCACCACGGAACUCCUCCAAAAGUUCAAGUCGAAAAAAACCGGAUUAUCAAGCGAGCAACUGGUCAACAUCAUGACGCAGAUUCUAAAAAAAAUCAACCCGACCAAGCAGACCCUCAAAGGCAAAAUGUAUUUGUCCAUUAAACCCCAAUAGUCGUAAGUCUCAUUAUGAUGGUUAUUUAAAUAAAAGUCCGUUUGUUUUUUUUUA